This is a messenger RNA of Perkinsus marinus ATCC 50983, 348 nucleotides long. RefSeq lists its product as hypothetical. The record is from RefSeq and is a predicted model, not a curated record. The transcript is spliced from 4 exons. Lineage: Eukaryota; Perkinsozoa; Perkinsida; Perkinsidae. The coding region runs from base 1 to 348 and encodes 115 amino acids.
AUGCCUGGGAGGCUCCGGCUGGAUGUGGAACGUGGCAGUGACUAUUUGAGGAGGGUGUCUAAGGAGAGGGAGAGGAGAGCUGAGGCACAGAAACUGAGGGAAUUGGAAAGGGAGGCGGAAGAGCUGGCUCCGUGUACCUUCAAGCCGGCUAUUAAUAAGGCACCACAACGUGGGAAGGAGAAGUUACGGCAGCAUGAUGGAAACGAACAAGACAUGAACAUGAGUAUAUUACAAGUUGACUGUGCUGCCAGAAGUGCUGAGUUCAACGCCACUAUUGGCAACGUUGUCAUCUAUAAGGCCGAUGUCCUCAUGUUCCAUGUUAAAGAAGGGGAGCUCACUAGGGUGUAG